AUGUUGCGUGAAGCUCUGCUCGCCCUGCUCGCCGUCGUCGCCAUUCAAUUAGUCGUAUCAGCGCCCGCUGACGCAGCCGACUUGUUGAACAGCGCCGACACGAACGGGACAGAUGGAAAUGGCACAUUCUUGGACGACAACUCGACGUCAAACGGGACCGGAAACGAUCCGGACGGCGCGGGAAUGAGCUCGAUCCCGGCUGUCCUGCUCUUCUGUUCCCUCUUCGUCUCGCUCCGCCAAAUUCUG
Mesorhabditis spiculigera is the source of this 246-nucleotide messenger RNA. NCBI's taxonomy places the organism in Eukaryota, Metazoa, Nematoda, Chromadorea, Rhabditida, Rhabditidae. The record is from the annotation of a GenBank genome assembly.